Molecule: messenger RNA, 1905 nt
Organism: Rotaria sordida
Lineage: Eukaryota; Metazoa; Rotifera; Eurotatoria; Philodinida; Philodinidae
Source: the annotation of a GenBank genome assembly
AUGCCACCAAAAAAGAAAGAAGAAGCUAAACCAAAGCCAUUGAUUGGUCGAGUUGGUACUAACCUUAAAAUGGGUAUUGUAGGUUUACCAAAUGCAGGAAAAUCAACUUUUUUUAAUAUUCUCACUAAAUCAAGUGUACCUGCUGAAAAUUUUCCUUUUUGUACGAUCAAUCCAAAUGAAAGUCGAGUACCUGUACCUGAUCCACGCUUUGAUUUCUUAUGUCAUCAUUAUGAACCAUUAAGUAAACAACCGGCAUAUCUCAAUGUAGUUGAUAUUGCUGGUCUUGUUAAAGGUGCAAGUGAAGGUCAAGGUCUUGGUAAUGCAUUUCUUUCACAUAUAAAAGCAUGUGAUGGUAUAUUUCAUAUGACUCGACUUUUUGAUGAAGUUGAUAUAGCUCACGUCGAAGGAAAUAUUGAUCCAAUACGUGAUAUGGAAAUAAUUCAUGAUGAAUUAAGACUAAAAGAUCUUGAAAUGGCAAAAAAAGUCGCCGAAGAUUUAGAAAAAAAAGUCGUACGUGGAAAUGAUAAAACAUUAAAAAUUGAUCAUGAAACAAUAAAUAAAGUUUUACAUUUGUUAAAUGAAGAAAGAGGUAGUCUUCGUUUUCAUGAUUGGAAUGAAAAAGAAAUUGAAGUACUUAAUAAACAUUUAUUUAAUACAUCAAAACCCAUGAUUUAUUUAAUAAAUAUGUCAGAAGAAGAUUAUAUUAAGAAAAAAAAUAAAUGGUUAGGUAAAGUUAAACAAUGGAUUGAUGAACAUGAUCCAGGUGCAACUGUAAUACCAUUUAGUGCUAAUUAUGAAUUACGUCUAGUUGAUUUACCACAUGAUGAAAGUGAAAAAGUUAUUAAAGAAACAGGAGCACCAAGUACUUUGGAAAAAAUCAUUCUUGCUGGUUAUCGAGCAUUACAAUUGUGUUAUUUUUUUACAUGUGGAAAAGAUGAAGUUAAAGCAUGGACAAUACAAAUUGGCACAAAAGCUCCACAUGCUGCUGGACGUAUUCAUACAGAUUUUGAAAAAGGUUUUAUUAUGGCUGAAGUUAUGAAAUAUGAUGAUUUUAAAGAACAUGGAAAUGAACAUGCUGUUAAAGCUGAAGGAAAAUAUCGACAACAAGGGAAAAAUUAUACUGUUGAAGAUGAUAUGUCGUGGAAUUCUCAAGAUUUUUUUUCUUCUUCUCCAUAUAAUCAACAAUAUACUGGAUCGAUAUCUUAUGAUUUUCAGCAACAACAACAACAACCACAACAAAAUUAUUCUCUUUCUCAACCAUAUACUCAAUAUUCAAAUGAUAAUUUUAUACCAUCACCUUAUAAUUUUAAUUCUCAAGUAAAUAAUAAUCAAUUUUAUUAUCCAAAUCAUUAUAUAUCACCAACAGCUACUUCAAAUCAAAAUGAUGAUGAACCACCAUUAUUAGAAGAAUUAGGUAUUAAUUUCGAUCAUAUAUUUAAAAAAACAAAAUCUGUUUUAAAUCCAUUUGCAAUACCAGAUCUAUCAAUUCGUGAUGAUAUUGAUCUUGCUGGUCCACUUAUAUUUUGUCUUAUAUUUGCAUUUAGUCUUUUAUUAUUUGGUAAAAUACAUUUUGGUUAUGUUUAUGGUAUCGUUACAUUAGGUACAUUUGGUAUGUACGGUUUAUUAAAUUUAAUGGCAUCAUCAGAUAAAUCAUGUUCUGGUUUAUUUGUAAUAAGUGUACUUGGUUAUUGUCUUUUACCAAUGGUUAUUCUAUCAUUUUUAUCAUUUUUAUUUAAAUUUAAUAGUUUUAUUAAUAUAAUACUUACAAUAAUAUUUAUUCUCUGGUGUUCAAUAUCAGCAUCAAAACUUUUUACUAUAUCAUUAGCAAUGAUUGGACAACAAUUACUUGUUGCAUAUCCAUGUGUUUUAUUUUAUGGUGUUUUUGCUUUAUUAACAAUGUUUUAA